This is a messenger RNA of Hyaena hyaena (striped hyena), 543 nucleotides long. It is a transcript of the gene IL19, whose product is annotated as interleukin 19. The transcript has 5 exons. Lineage: Eukaryota; Metazoa; Chordata; Mammalia; Carnivora; Hyaenidae. Bases 1 to 534 code for a protein of 177 amino acids. The record is from RefSeq and is a predicted model, not a curated record.
AUGAAGGCACAGUGUGUUUCCCUCCAGCUCAUGGCUGCUAUACUCUUCUUGUGCUCAGUGCAUGCCCGAGGACUUAGGAGAUGUCUGGUUUCCAUCGACAUACGCCAUAUAGAAGAGAGUUUCCAAGAAAUCAAAAAAACCAUCCAAGCUAAAGACACCUUCCAAAAUGUCACCAUCCUGGCCACGUCGGAGACCCUGCAUGGCAUUAAGCCCUUAGAUGUAUGCUGUGUGACCAAGAACCUCCUGGCAUUUUACGUGGACAAGGUGUUCAAGGACCAUCAGGAGCUGAACCCCCAAAUCUUGAGAAAACUCAGCAGCAUUGCCAACUCUUUCCUCUACAUGCACAGAGCUCUGCAACAAUGUCAGAUGCAAAAGCAGUGUCACUGCAGGGAGGAAGCCACCAACAUCACCAGAACCAUCCUUGACAACUACAGUGAGCUGGAGGUCAGAUCAGCGGCCAUUAAGUCUCUGGGAGAACUUGACGUCUUUCUAACCUGGAUUGACAAGAAUCAUCAAGGAACUUCUGCUGCCUGACAACCAACC